Pocillopora damicornis (cauliflower coral) is the source of this 1216-nucleotide messenger RNA. RefSeq names its product purine nucleoside phosphorylase. Gene Ontology annotation, cellular component: cytoplasm. Gene Ontology annotation, biological process: nucleoside metabolic process. Lineage: Eukaryota; Metazoa; Cnidaria; Anthozoa; Scleractinia; Pocilloporidae. The record is from RefSeq and is a predicted model, not a curated record. Gene Ontology annotation, molecular function: purine-nucleoside phosphorylase activity.
CGCAAUCGAACGCGUGCAUGUGUACCAAACUUAUCUAUGUAAUCAACGGCUAAGAUAAUUCUAAGUCUAUGAUAUCGCUUUUCUGUAGGAAAAUCUGCAAAUGUCUGGAAAUCCAGAGCGAAGAUGUGAAUUCAGUCAUGACUAUGUCAUUGUAGAAGAAAUUUGUAAAACAAUUCUUAAUCAAACCAAACAUCGACCUACCAUUGGUAUAAUAUGUGGCACUGGUUUGUCAUCAUUGGGAGACAUUGUCAAGGAUAAGGAUGCCAUUCCUUAUGAGAAGAUCAAACACUUUCCAAAGAGCACAGUUAAAGGACAUGUUGGGCAGUUUGUGUUAGGCCUCCUUAAUGGUAAAACUGUGGUCAUGAUGCAGGGUCGCACACACUUAUAUGAAGGAUACACAGUUGGCGAGAUCACUCUUCCAGUUCGUGUGAUGAUCCACUUGGGUAUCAAAACUUUGAUUGUCACUAAUGCUGCUGGAGGACUUAACAGAAGUUACAAUGUUGGUGACAUUAUGGUUAUCAAGGACCAUAUUAAUCUUGCUGGACUUACUGGGGAAAGCCCAUUGAGAGGUGUUAAUAAUGACCGUUUUGGUCCAAGAUUUCCAGCCCUCUCUGAUGCAUAUGACCGAUCCCUUGUUAAAACUGCUAUCGAUACAGGCGCUCACUUGGGCUAUUCAACAUUCAUGCAGGAAGGAGUUUACUGUGCACAAGUUGGGCCAGCUUUUGAGACCCCUGCAGAAUGUAGAUUCUUAAGCAUGGUUGGGGCAGAUGCUGUUGGAAUGAGCACAGUGCACGAAGUGGUGGUGGCAAGGCAUGCUGGGAUAAAAGUUUUAGGCAUCUCUUUAAUAACAAAUGUUGCUGUCAUGGGUUAUGAUGACAAUGUCAGUGCUGCCAACCAUCAAGAAGUGCUAGAAACUGGAAAGAAAAGAUCUGCUAACAUGCAGAAUCUGGUCUCCACCAUUGUUGGUAAAAUUUAAUUUGUCUGAUGGUUUGAAAUAUGGUGGCGCAAGCAAACAAGAAUGUAAUUUUUAUGAUGUAAUAAGACAAUUCCUUGCACCCCUAUGGAUACAGCCUAAUUAUAAAGUAAAUAUUUGAUCAAGUCAUCCUCAUAAAGAGUUUGUUUCCUAUUGCCCCAUAACUUUCUAACAGCUCUUUUAUGAAACUAUACAAUACGCAAAGUUAACUUUUAUUUUAGAUGAUAACAGGGAAAAAUUAAU